Molecule: messenger RNA, 2611 nt
Organism: Sphaeramia orbicularis (orbiculate cardinalfish)
Lineage: Eukaryota; Metazoa; Chordata; Actinopteri; Kurtiformes; Apogonidae
Exons: 19
Coding region: 157-1455 (432 amino acids)
Cellular component (GO): membrane
Source: RefSeq, a predicted model, not a curated record
CCCACUCCUUACAGCCACAGCUUUCGAAGGAGCAGACUUCGUCACGUCUUACAAGACCUCUAAAUUAGAUUUUAAUGCUCUAUCGUCGGUAUAUCUGCUAAUUACCGUGUCGUUUUCUGAAGUUUGUCCACUUUUAUAACUGUAAAACUUUAAACUAUGUGGUUCGGGACUUUUUUAUUUUUCCUGGCCCUACUUUUCCGGUCUACACAAUGCGAGGAGCCUACCUACAAGAAGGUGGGGAGUGAAAUUGUCCUGGAGCCAGAUCGCACAACCAGUUCUGUCAAAACCAUCUUGUGGAAGCAAGGAAACAACUUAGCCAUGGAAUAUUACGGAACCCCCGACUCCUUGUCGUCCUACCGUCAGUUUGAAGUGCGUGGAAAGCUGGACACAACUAACGGAGCAAUGACAAUUAAAGAACUGACCCGUGAUGACAGUGGACUCUACACAGUAGAGAUCAACAACCUGGUUAACAAGAUGAUCAAUCUUAAGGUCAUUGAUCCUGUCCCUAAACCUAAUAUCGCUACAUCAUGUCAUGGUGACGACUGUGAUCUCACCUGUGAGGGCGACACAGUGAGAGCUCAACCAGUGACCUACGUCUGGUACAUUGAUAAGAAACUGUCACAGAUAAAAGACAAGAAAUACACAAUAACAAAGGACGAAAAUGUCGUGCUCAUCCAGUGUGAGCUGGAAAACCCUGUCAGCCACCAGCAAAGUGACAUCCUCCACAACCCCCUCAAGUCUACUGUAGAUCCUGUCACAGCAAGUUCUGCAGGGGCGAUCAUAGGAGCAGUAGUUGGGAUAUUGGUACUAGCACUAUGUGCGGGGCUUGUUUUGGGCUUUUUACACAAAAGAGGUAUCUUUAGAAUCUGUCCAGCCCAAGCCACAGGACCAGUAAUCAACUACGAGGUAGCACGACAAAACGAUGAUGACACCGCCAACAGACCUGUGGCAGCACCAAAAAGCGAUGGUGAUGCUGCCAACGGACCAGAGUCUGUAAAAGUCGAACCAGGCCCCUCAGCUGAUCCCACCCAAAGACCAAAUGGAACUGAGCCUCUACUACUGCACAUUCAGCCCCUCGAGGCCAAUGUGGCGGCGCCAAAAAGUGAUGAUGAUUACGAAAACAUACCAGUGACGGCGCCAAAAAGUGAUGAUGAUUACGAAAACGUACCAGCGUCUGUAAACGUCGAACCAGGCCCCUCAGCCGAUCCCACCCAAAGACCAAAUGGAACUGAGGUCAUAGUACCUGCAGAUGUCCACCCAAACACUGAUAAAGAUACUGGACCAGCCCAUGAGGACCUGACAGCCAACAGCCAUGACAGUGGGGAGGCACCGACAAGUUCAGACAACCAAGGGAAUGCUGACUCCUCGGAACCCACCAACAAACCUGACGACGAUGGCGAAUUGGCGCCCGACAAGAAGCUGCAAGAGGAUGAACGCGAAGACAACGAAGGCUGAAGCAGCAAGCGACGCAUUAAGGAUCUUAUUACACCAAAGGGUCAGGUUUCACAUGCAAAACGUAUCGGCCGCUGUAAAUGGUGUGUGAUACCAGCAAAUCAGCCACUCACUUCUAUUUAUAGUCUUUUGCUGGAUGUCUGUUUGUGAAAAGCAGCACUGAAUGUUAAUGUGUUACGAGUGUAAGAGUUACUAACAACUAUGUCUUAAUGAGAAAAUAUAAUGCACUAAGGGCAAAGGAAGAAAAACCCACAAGUGCCUCCAGGGUUGUUUAGUUUUUAAUAAUUAGAAUAGAACAGAAAAGCUUUUAUUGUUGUGUGUGCUUAAAUUAUCAUGAGAUUCUUGAACAGCUGCUGUCAAAGAAAACAAAACAAAAAAAACAGCUACUGUAAUAAGGCAUCAUGUGGACAUUCCGACAGUGAUUGGUUCAGAAAAAGAAUGACCGAGUUAAUGUCGGGGGGGGGGGCGGGGGCUGAAUAACAACUCGACUGAGCUCCAGGUAGAGUGUUCACGUUUACAGCUACACGCAUGAGUCUACUGGAAGAGGUUAUUUAUUGAUCAUGCCAAACAGUGUGGAUUGAACAUAUGAAUUAUAGUGCCUGAGAUAGCCAGCAAUGAAAUGUGAAGGCAUGAGAUGAACUCUUUAAUCCAUGUUGCUCAGAGAUGUUUGUACAGAAACACCUUCAGCUGGGAGGGAGAAUGCUGGGAUAUGGAGAGGUUUUAGAGAAAAAAAGGAAUAUUUAUAUUUUUAUAUGCACAGCCUAGUAGUUCCGAAGUAAUCAGAUCAGUUUUCCAAUUGACAGAUUAGAUCACCUCUUUAAAAACACAUCAUUGCAUUGGACAUAAUUAAGUAAAUAAUUAUUAUUAUUAUUUCAAGUGUUUUGCAUCUUCAUCAUGUUUCUUUAGCUGCAAAACUUGCAUUAUCACACAGUUUUUGCACAAUUGGGUGUAUAUUUGGUGGGCUUCCUCAACGUUGCAGUAUGGAUUUUAUGUAAAAGGAGAAAUGAGUUCAAACAGCUAACAGUAUCCAACAAAAUUCCUAUUCAAGUUCUCUUUUUUUUUUUUAGCUUUUUUGAUAUGAAACAUGUUAGGAAUAUCCAGAGUGUGUUUGUGAAAAUUGUAUAAUUUGUAUAUAUAUGAAUAUUUGUUGAAUCUCAGA